Molecule: messenger RNA, 2095 nt
Organism: Chenopodium quinoa (quinoa)
Lineage: Eukaryota; Viridiplantae; Streptophyta; Magnoliopsida; Caryophyllales; Amaranthaceae
Product: protein BASIC PENTACYSTEINE6-like
Exons: 4
Coding region: 672-1673 (333 amino acids)
Biological process (GO): response to ethylene
Cellular component (GO): nucleus
Molecular function (GO): sequence-specific DNA binding; DNA-binding transcription factor activity
Source: RefSeq, a predicted model, not a curated record
CAUUCUCUGUUUCUAGAAUUAAUACAAGGAAAAAAAAAUUAAUUUAUUUUUAAAAUUACGGAGUACAUAGAUCAGUAAAAUCAGUCAUAGUAAUCGUACUUUAUAAAUACACUUAAAGUCGAAAAAUUAGCAUUAUCUAAGAAAACCGCUCUAAAACAUUUCUCAUUCCCAAGUCACACACCCGCUGAAUUAGUCCACUGAAGUCUGAAAACAGUAAAAUAAAAAACAAUAGAAAGUGAAAAAGAUUGAAAUCAAAAAAAGAAAAAAAGACAAUCUCAAAAAAAAAAUUUAUAAAAAAAAUUAAUUUACAGUGAUCAGACAAAGAAAGUCUAAAGAAAUUCUUUUUAAUUUUCCACUAUAAUUAAUUUUACUUUAAUUUUUAUCAUUUUCAUCACCUAUUUUUUCUCUCUCUUCCCCAUCCCCAGCCCCCAACUGUUCCUCCCACAUUUCUCAUUUACUAUAUUCCCUCCGAUUUAGGGUUUCUCUCUCUCUUUCUUACACUCUUUUUUUUCUCUCUCCUCCAUUUUUUCCUCUUGCUAUGAUUCCUUGCUGACCAACAUGUUCUCUUUCACAAAUUUAAUGCUAAAACACCUCCAUAGUUGAGGUGGUCGCAAUAAGCAUAGAGGUAGCAACAUUAGUGAUCUGUGACAUUUCUCAAUUUUUGCUUUAGAAUGGAUGAUAGUGGGCAUCGUGAGAACGGUAGACAUAAGCCCGAAAUGUAUAAGCCACCACAUAGUCAGUGGUUGAUGCAACAACCACAGUCAAUGAAGCAUAUAAUGUCCAUUAUGGCUGAAAGAGAUGCUGCGAUCCAAGAGAGAAAUAUGGCCAUUAAUGAAAAGAACAAGGCCUUGGAAGAGAGAGACAUGGCAAUUAUGCAACGAGAUACUGCUAUGCAGGAAAGAAAUGAAGCCUUUAUGGAGCGGGAUAAUGCACUAGCAACACUCCAGUUUCGACAAAAUUCUAUGAACGGUAGUAACAGUUGCCCACCCAGUUGCCAAAUUUCACGUGGUGUGAAACACAUGCACCAUCCUCAGCAACAUAUUCAGCAUCCUCCUCAUGUGGGUGAAGCUUCUUAUGAUGGAAGAGAAAUUCAGGUACCAGAUGCACUACCAUUGACUUCUGUUGCUCCUGAGAGCGCAAAACCCCGGAAAGUAAAACGGACGAAAGAACCUAAUGCAGCAUCCCCAAACAAGAAAACAUCGAAAUCCGGACGCAAGGGUAAGAGAGAAGGUGAGGACUUAAAUAAGAUUAUGUUUUCCAAACCUCAAGAGUGGAAGGGAAUGCCAGACAUGGAUGGAGAUGAUGGUUUUAAGCAACUGGGUGGGCCCAAGUCUGACUGGAAGGGCCCAGAUCUUGGCUUGAAUCAAGUAGCAUUUGACGAGUCAAAUAUGCCACCACCUGUUUGCUCUUGUACUGGGGUUUAUCGGCAGUGCUACAAAUGGGGCAAUGGAGGAUGGCAGUCCUCAUGUUGCACAACAACGAUGUCAGUGUACCCAUUACCUGCAGUACCUAACAAGCGGCAUGCCCGAGUUGGUGGUCGAAAGAUGAGUGGUAGUGCCUUCAGCAAACUACUAAGUAGGCUUGCUGCCGAUGGGCAUGAUCUUUCAACUCCAGUAGACCUCAAAGAUCACUGGGCUAAACAUGGGACAAAUCGCUACAUCACCAUCAGGUAGUGCAAUAUAGAUUUAGAGAUUUGAAUUGAUUAGAUCCAUUUAUAUGUAGUAGUGGAUGCCAGAUACAAGGGAGGGUUUGAAUUGGCGGAUUUGAAGACAAUUAUCAUUACUUGAAUCUCUUUCCUGAGGCCCAUGGUUGUGUUCAUAAAUUACUACCUCCUCUUGCUUGGCUUGGGGUCUAACUGUGGAGCUUAUGAACUGGUAAAUGCAAUUGUAAGAGAGCAUGGCCUUCAACUCGGCACUUCUUGUGACGUGGUACAUGUAAAGCAGCUAUUUAGUGUUUGAAGGUAUCUGUAAUGGUGGGCGUAGUGUUAAGGUAAUUGUAACAUCCUUCUUUUAUGAGAAAAAGUUGCUUUGUCAACAUUAUAAAGGGCUAGUUGGAAAAUUGAAGUUCAUGUUUUCUGCUCGUUUUAUUUUUUUAA